Messenger RNA from Chaetomium fimeti, 886 nucleotides. Its product is annotated as mitochondrial ribosomal protein L37-domain-containing protein. Bases 59 to 724 code for a protein of 221 amino acids. The transcript is spliced from 2 exons. Gene Ontology annotation, cellular component: mitochondrial large ribosomal subunit. The record is from RefSeq and is a predicted model, not a curated record. Gene Ontology annotation, molecular function: structural constituent of ribosome. NCBI's taxonomy places the organism in Eukaryota, Fungi, Ascomycota, Sordariomycetes, Sordariales, Chaetomiaceae.
CUCACCCACCCACUUCGCAACUCGCAACAAGCCGAUUCAACACCACACCCACAUAACCAUGAUUUGCCGAACGUGUCUCCGACGAGCCGCAGGUUUCACAACCCGGCAAAUAACGCCGCAACCCUUCACACGAACAAUAGCGGCACGCACCUUCACGACAACCAUCCGCACGCGCAAUGCCACCCCAUCACCAGCCGCGGCCGCACCCGCAGCGCCAGCAGCAGCAGCAGCAGCAGCCGAAUCGACGCCAGACCUGACGCCCCUCACACCGGCCGGCGGCGAGGCUGGCGCUGCAUCGCGCUCCUCCUGCGCCGAGGGCACGGUGCUCGCGGGCCUGAACUACAUCAAGGGCAAGAGCGACCCCGUCGCGCUCGCCGACGACGCCUACCCGGCGUGGCUGUGGGACUGUCUCGAGGUGCAGAAGAAGGCCGAUGCCGAGGCCGACACGGAUGCGGGGGAUGAAUUCUCCAAGUCCAAAAAGCAGCGCCGCAUAGCGCUCAAGCGGAAGCGGGUGCAGGAGGCGCGGCUGCUGGCGUCGGGCGACCUGGAGGCGCUGGCGCCCAAGGUGCCGCUGCAGAAGCAGACGAUCAACCUGCCGGCGGCGGAGGCCGGGAACCUGGGCCAGGCGGUGGAGGCGGUGGACAAGCGGGAGGAGCUGCGCCGGGCGAUGCGCAAGGAGCGGCGCGCGGGCAUCAAGGAGAGCAACUACCUCAAGGCUAUGUAAAUCGCUGUGGUUGUUGUUGUUGGUGUUGGGGUGGGAGGGGCUGCCGCCGGGUGGUGGGCGGGUGGCUGCCGAGGUGUUGGAUGGGGGAGCAUAUGGCGGGUGCUGGGGAUGGGAUAGAGUUAUUGGGACACCCGGACGGGUGGGCGAAGGCGUCCAGAUGUG